Messenger RNA from Truncatella angustata, 3438 nucleotides. RefSeq lists its product as uncharacterized. The coding region runs from base 1 to 3438 and encodes 1145 amino acids. Gene Ontology annotation, biological process: transmembrane transport. The record is from RefSeq and is a predicted model, not a curated record. NCBI's taxonomy places the organism in Eukaryota, Fungi, Ascomycota, Sordariomycetes, Amphisphaeriales, Sporocadaceae. The transcript is spliced from 3 exons.
AUGACUCGGCGGCCACGAACAGUUGGAGGGAUAAGGAGACGGGCACAUGGCCAUGGGUCCAAGUCACAACAUAUGUCAAGAACGGCAUGGCGAACUCGGCAGCCCUCAGCGUCGAUAUACCUCCUAUCUUCGUUGCUGUGGCUUCGGGCAGUAUCGGCGGUCCUGAUCCCAUUCGAAAACUGCUUGCCAGAUGACUAUCGCUGGGACUCACAAGCCCACAAAGACGAUCCCAACUCGACGCAGAUACAAUGGAUCCCAAAAUGGGUCGACGCGAAAUUCAAUCUCAGCGAUCCGCAGCACCAACUCAUUGUGACCAUAUGGGGCAACGUCACUGGAAGGUUAGGACAAGUGGACAUCCCAGCAUGGAACAGUACGGAAUGGGACAACCCGAAUUCGACUUUGGCACAUGGCGGACAAAUCUUGAACCAACCGCAAGGAUCGAAUUUCACCACCCUGCAUAGCAAAAUCCAGGUCGCCAGCUAUACCCCUUAUUCGUCAGAUCUCAACUUUUGCGACAGUAUCAACAAUGGGUCAUGUCCACUGUCUCCCGUCUUUGAGGAACUUGCUGAUCCUCUCCUGCCUUACGGCCUCCCCUACUUCAACGUAUCUCACAAUUUCGAAUCUACCUAUGCUUUUGCGUCGUUUGCGCCGACUUUUUUCAUUUAUUACGACAAGGGCAACACGAUCGGUUGCAUGUCAGCAGUUGUCACGCCCAGCCUGGGCGGUAUUGCAUGGUUUCUGAGGUUUUUGCCGCUCAUUGUGCUGCUCUUGGUUGGAUUUGCGACUAUCUUCUCUGCCAUAUUUAGUCCUUGGGGAACAGCAGAUGUUUUCCACUGGACUACAAAUUAUGGCCGUGACCUCGACCUUCUCCGAUUGGUCACGCCGGGGUUUGGCGACUGCCUUCAGUACAUCCAGUUUAUCGCUCUGACUGGCGGCCUCUCUCUGAAUUAUCCUGGCUUUUACCAGCCCGCCGUAAGCAAUGGUGCGUGGUCGGCACUCAUGUUCAAUGAGAGUUUUGUUGCGCACGCUGAUCCGUGGGAGAACCUCAUCGAUGGCGUUUAUAAUGUCAAUGCGACGACUGGGCUUCAAAGCCUGUCGCAGCUCGUGGGCAUGUCUCAGGUUGAGGAUAUCUGGGCCGGAAUGAUGAUAUGGCUUCUAGUCAUCAUAGCUGCAUCGCUAAUUGCUGUACAGCUCGGAUUUUUUGGACGCUGGGUUUGGAGAUAUGUCCGCCAUACUUCGGAAGAAGAUCUGCGAGCUAAGAACAUGCCAUUCUCCGUGGGCAUCGUGGUACGCCUUGUCUUCAACUAUUUUUUGCUACCUAUCGUCGCCUUGUCGACCUACCAACUGGUCGUGGCCGAACAGUCACAGGUAUUCUUGGUGGCCUUGGCUGUUAUCACGAUCGCUCUGAUCAUCGGCUUCGCAUCCUACUUGAUGUAUCUUAUUGUUUCAACAAAACCACGAGCUCAUCUGUUCGACGACCUGUCAACAGUGUUGCUCUACGGCCCGCUUUACAACACCUAUUCGGACGAAGCAGCCCCGUUCGCUCUCAUCCCCAUUAUACUCACUUUCAUGCGGGGCAUUGCGAUUGGCGCCGUUCAGGAUUCUGGUGUCGCACAGAUCGUGAUAUUGGCGGUCUGUGAGAUUAUUCAAAUGCUGACCAUUCACGCGUUCCGUCCUUUCAAUUCAUCGACAAACAUGAACGCAUAUCACACCGGCUUCUCGCUCUUUAGGUUCUUGACCGUCCUGCCAAUGGUUGCCUUUGUUUCGUCGAUGGGUCUCACUGGGGACACCAAGGACUGGGUUGGGUACGUCAUCCUCCUUCUCCACGGUGGUGUACUUGUUUUCGGGUUCUUCCUCAACUCCCUCAUGACCAUCAUCGAAGUCAUAGCGCGAAUGCUUGGAGCUGGCGGCGACGAUGUUCGCGGCCAAAAGAGAGGCGGCUUGUCGAAGAUUUUUGGAGCGCGGCAACUACAACGGCGCGUAUCCAGACGCGGCGCCACAUCACGUCAAAGCCAACUCAGUACGGCGGGUAUGCUUGACGCAUACAAUAGUCAAAAGAGAGGGUACGGCCGUGUUCGCAGUGAAUCUGCUGGCAGCAUGGGCAUUCUGCUGAACCAGCCUGGACACCGAGGCUCAAGCGCAUUGGACAAUCGAAGGGCUGAAGCCAGUACCUUCUCCUUGGUAGCUUCGCCGGGCCAUGCUACCCGUCCCCAACCUGCUGCUGACCCCUACUACCGUCCACCACGUGCGCGAAGACUUACCGAUGAUGAUUUAGGGUCUUCACCUCCCGGUCUCGGACGUGGGUCUAUAGGCAGUAUCGACUUGGCUGACAGGCGACUCAGUCAGAGCAAUGGUACAUUUAUGGACGCCGCAGACUUCGACAGGUCCGGCAAGAGGCCCGUCUCAGCAGCUCCAGGGGUACUGGCACCCGCACCGGCAUCGUAUAUGCCUGUUUUUGCUCCCCGGGCAGACUAUUCUACAAGAGAAGUGGACUUUUACUACGGUGUUCGCGGACCUGCUCUCAACUCUGAUGCGCCAAAUCGACGAUUGGGUACAGGUCCUGCAGAUCCAACGAGCCCUGUGGCCACCGCAACUGGCUGGUUAAGGGGACUGUUUGGUGGAAAGACGAAGGAAAAGGGCAAGGGUUUUGAAGUCGUUAGGAGCGCGAGGAUGCCACCAGCGAUGAAGGCUCGCGGUGGCGAUCUCGAGGAAGAAGCACCACCGGAAGGUAUACCGGUGGCCAUGGGCGUAAUACGAAGCGGGCCUAUCGAGAGCGACGACGAAGACAUGCCGAAAAUUAAGUUGGAGAAGCGGCCGACUCGUGACAGUGUGAAGCAAGACGCAGCAGAAGCUGGGACGUCGUCUUCUUCGUCCGCGCCGUCGUCCCCAGAAGUGGCUAAAGUUUCAGCCAAUCCGCCGUUGCUGCCAGACCUCGACGCUGGUGAAAGUUUCAGAUUCCCCAGCAGGAUCCACUCCACGAGGACGACUAGGCAAUCAUCACGAAGGAAGGUGAAGGAAGUUGAGCUUGAGCUUGGAGAUAUCCCGGAUGUGCCGAGGAAGAGCUCCAAACGUAACCAAAGCCAGGAGCGGAUAGUUGAGACGUCCCUCAAUGCAUUACAGCCGCCAUUGGAAGUAACCAGGAGUCUACACCCGGACGCCGCUACCACAUCCACAAGACUACCAUUUGACCGUACCAACUCGCAGAAACGCCUAUCUGGCUCCUCUAUGGGCGAACCGUCAUCCGCUGGUAUGAGUGCUGAUAGUGGUGACGAGCGGCCCACGAGCAUUGGUUACGUCCAUCGACGUAACCCCAGUCAAGUAGACCCGUCCUCAACGCAGGACCUCGAUCUUCUUGGUAGUACAGCAGAGGUGGUUGGGAAUUCGCGGCAGGUCAGCCCCAUGUCUUCAGUAUCUGGACUAUCGACACGAGCAGUAUGA